Molecule: messenger RNA, 2667 nt
Organism: Penicillium nucicola
Lineage: Eukaryota; Fungi; Ascomycota; Eurotiomycetes; Eurotiales; Aspergillaceae
Exons: 2
Coding region: 1-2667 (888 amino acids)
Molecular function (GO): protein binding
Source: RefSeq, a predicted model, not a curated record
AUGGCCAAAGAACUUACCUCGACCUUCCCAAAGGACCCCAUCGACUGGUCCGUUGAAGAUGUUGUCUCGUUUUUGUGGCCACAAGUGCCCCACAAAUGGGCUUGCAGCAUCAGCCCUCCCGAUCUUGCUCUCUUAGGACCGAUCUUUCGCGCCAGAGGUAUUAAUGGCAGGGUGCUUCUUGAAUCUGUGAAUAGCGAACUCCUCAAGAUGUCCAUGGGUGUGACUAAAGUGGGAGAGCGUGUCUACAUCUUGCAUGUCAUACGGUAUUUGAAAGAACGCUCAGCCGCUUUUGAUCAUCGUGCUACCCUGGGGCAGAGCAUCUUAGUUCAGCCUACAACUCCUGCUACCGAUAUCUCCCUGUCACCUAAGACCACUAAGCAGCCACGACGUGCCGAAAAUAUCCUUACAACACCUCUCACACCAGUGCCUAGAGGCCGUGUACCUGAUCCAGCUCUCUGGUCACCCCUGCCAGCAGGACUGACAUCGGCUACGAAUAUGCCAUCGGUUGCAAGCCAGGUAUCAACUACAACCCCGGGAUCAGCCACAGAUCUGGAAUCCGCUACAAAAUCGGCACAUCAACCGACAGAUUAUGAUCUCUGCCCAGAAUUCAAGGCAUUCAUUGACGGAGUUAUACUUCGCAACCCACCGGAAGAAAAUGAUCAAGAUGCCUUGCCUUUGUACGGAGAAUCUGACAGUUCCGACUGGGAAUCCGACGAGAGACGGGAAAUCGAAGAUCUUCCCGAGAAGAAGCCGCCUGGAGUAGUUCCUCCCACACCUACAGGGCCAGUCAGCCUGGCGAGGUUCAACGAAAUCGUGGACAAUUUGAUUUCAGAACAGCGACAGACUUGGAUGGAUAGCAUUACAAAUGAAAUGUGCGAGUCUAGCGGACUCUUUACAGAGGGACGUGAUGGCAACGCUAUCAAAAACAGAGCCAAAGGCGAUCUUCAGAGGCUACAAAGACGUCUCGAAUCACUUCGCGACGCGAUUUACGGACACAGACACACAACCGCCGCCUUGAUCAUCAAGAGCUGUGACAGCCUGCUUGAAACUCUAAAAGACAUGUUUUUCUGCGAAUGGCGGCUCUCAAUGCUCAAUAGCCUAGAUAUCUCCCAAGAUAAGAGCCAACAGGGAAAGUGCGAUCAAAAUGACCAGAUCAAAUUCCCUACAUAUGGUUUCUCUAGCUCCCCUGGCUUCUAUGACAUUUCAUCAUCUUCUUCUGAUGAUAGUGAUGAUUCUGAUCAAUCCUCCGAAGAAAAGGGCGAGCUUUGUGAUUCGGACGACUCUGACCUGGACACAGACAAAACAACUGAAAAGAAGCCACGUCUUGAGGGAGUCAUCCCAAAUGAUGCGGUGGUAAUCGAUCUCACAGGUGACAGCCCUGUCGUGACAGAACCAGAUAUGUCGCUUCAAACCACUAAAAUCAACGACAAUCUUCCCUUCAAGGAAGAGUAUGUGGUUCUUUUCGAGGAAACAUAUGUUCCGUGGGAGAUAGUCGAGAGCACUGGAUACCGUCCUGCAGCCUUGGCCAAAAAUAUUCGCACUUUAUCCCGCAAGAAGCUCAAGAAACUCGCUGUAUUCGUUGGCAGAUUUGGGGUUGCUGUACAUCGAGAGCUGAUACAAGCGGCAUUGAAGGGCGUUGUCGCUAAAGCCUUGGUUUUCAAGGGUUUAUCAAUAUCAGAAAGCAGCCAUGAAACAAUCAUAGCUAGGCAAUUUGUCUCAUGGGUUGAUGGUCUUCGAUGUGAAGAUGAAGAGUCAUUUCAACCAGAGCGUAUUCAACAGGCAUUGGCUGCACUGGAGCGCUAUGAAAACACAUCGUUUGAUAAAUUCCCGGACUUCCUGAGCCUCGUGUACAACAUCUGCCUUGGCGGUGCUCGGUGGUUGGAACUUCAAACCCAAGAGAAGGUGCAACGCGGGCAGAACCAAAUGAGGCCGGAUAGUAGCCUCAUCGGCAGGAAGCGACACGGACAGGAGGCGAGGAGAACCAUGAGCCUCGGCCAGGAGAAUCGAGCCCACCCCAAACUCCUCUUGAACACAAAGGAUGAGAAUUCCGCAUUCAAGUUGGGACAAUUGAAAUAUCCACGCUUCCCAUUACGUCCCCUCAAGCCAAGACCUCCCUUCUCUUUGACUUAUGGGCCUACCUUCACCGUGCCUGGCUACUCUUUACCCUCGGCUCCCUCGGUUCCUGAAGUUUCUGAAGCUCCUGAAGCUCCUGGUUAUUCAUUGCCUUCAAAUGUCGAAGUGCCUGCCCACUCUUUGCAUUCUGCCAUUGAAGCACCUGCAUACUCACUGCCCUCGGCUUUCGAAGUACCCAUUGAUCCUUCAUCUUCGCAUGCUGGACUUCCUAUUCACUCUCUGCAUUCAGAUACUGACGCAGCUGACCACACACUACCCUCAGAUCUUGGGGUGCCUGUUCAGUCUUUGCAAUCAGACAUUGAAGCAUCUGCGUACUCACUGCCCUCGGAUUUUGAAGUACCAAUUGAUGCUUCGCCUUCAGACUGCGAAGUACCAGCUUGCCCUUGGUACUACGACCCUCCUCUUCAGUCACUGAAUCUCCCUCCUUUCCCGGCUGUGGCUCCCCUUGUUUCUCCCAACAAUCCUCCUGUAUCUCCAGCCAAGCCGGAGGCUGUGUCGCCCAUGUCUGAAGAAGGUUGGCAAAUGUACCAGUAG